CCCGUAAUAAGGGGGCCGAGCUGUCCCUCCGAGGAGGGGGCAUGGCGUGGAUAAAAGGGACGAAAAAGCAGGGGGUGGUUUCCAAAAAUAAAACCCUCCGGUUCCCCUUCAGACGGCUUCAGUGCGGGGAGCGGGAGCGAAGGUGCAGUGGACACGGGCUCGGUGCGCAGCCCAGGCAGCUCACGCCAUACAGUCCUUGCCCAGGAACCCCCGGGCCCCCAGACGGCUGCUUCAGAGUCCCCCAUAGACGGGUAGGGGCAAGCCUCCAGGCCGGUCCGUGGAGCGAACGGUGGAGAGCAUCUCCCGCGAGGUCUCGGGUGCCCGCAGCUCUGCAGCCACACUGGCGCCAUGAGAGCUCCGACCACCCCCACCGCCCGCUGCUCCGGACGCGUCCUGCGGAUGUGUUGGAGGGGCUUUCUGCCACUCGCCCUGGCUCUUUGGAUGGGGCCAGGUCAUGCCCAGAGGGACUCCGUGGGGAGAUAUGAACCAGCUAGCAGGGAUGCGAGUCGGCUGUGGCGCCCCGUGGGCAGUCACCCCGCAGCGGCUGCAGCCAAGGUGUACAGUCUAUUCCGGGAGCCUGAUGCGCCCGUCUCCGGCUUGCCGCCCUCGGAGUGGAACCAGCCGGGCCAGCGGAGCCCCAGGAGGCUCGCCGAGGCUGAGGCCGAGGCCAGGAGGCCAUUCCGUGCCCAACAGCUGCGUCGAGUCCAGCCACCUGUCCAGACCCGAAGAAGCAGUCCCCGGGGCCAGCAGCAGCCAGCAGCCCGGGCCGCGCCUUCUGUCGCGCGCCCGGUGACCCCGCAGCGACCCGCGGCUGCACGGCAGGGGCGGCUCACCGGGAGAAAUGUCUGCGGGGGACGGUGCUGCCCAGGAUGGACGACCUCAAACAGCACCACCCACUGCAUCAAACCUGUGUGCCAGCCUCCCUGUCAGAACCGGGGCUCCUGCAGCAGGCCCCAGCUCUGUGUCUGCCGGUCUGGCUUCCGCGGGGCACGCUGUGAAGAGGUCAUCCCUGAGGAGGAAUUUGACCCCCAGAAUGCCAGGCCUGUGCCGAGACGCUCAGUGGAGGGGGCCCCCAGCCCUCACAGGAACAGCGAAGCCAGAGGAAGUCUUGUGACCAGAAUACAGCUGCCGGCACCACCACCAGCAGCCAGGACCCUGAAUGGCCUCAGCCAGACCCGCCCCUUGCAGCAGCACACAGGGCUGUCCAGGACUGUUCAUCGUUACCCGGCCGCUGGUGCCAAUGGCCAGCUGACUUCCAACGCCUUGCCUUCGGGACCAGGACUUGAGCUGAGAGAUGGCACCCAGCCAGCAUCACAUGUGAACCACCUCUCACCCCCUUGGGGGCUGAACCUCACCGAGAAAAUCAAGAAGAUCAAGGUCGUCUUCACCCCCACCAUCUGCAAGCAGACCUGUGCCCGUGGGCGCUGUGCCAACAGCUGUGAGAAGGGCGACACCACCACCCUGUACAGCCAGGGUGGCCAUGGGCACGACCCCAAGUCUGGCUUCCGUAUCUAUUUCUGCCAGAUCCCCUGCCUGAAUGGAGGGCGCUGCAUUGGCCGGGAUGAGUGCUGGUGUCCAGCUAACUCCACAGGGAAGUUCUGCCAUCUGCCUGUCCCACAGCCAGACAGGGAGCCUCCGGGGAGAGGUUCCCACCACAGAGCCCUGCUGGAAGGGCCCCUGAAGCAAUCCACCUUCAUGCUGCCUCUCUCCAACCAGCUCGCCUCUGUGAACCCCUCGUUGGUGAAGGUGCACAUUCACCACCCGCCCGAGGCCUCAGUGCAGAUCCACCAGGUGGCACGGGUCCGGGGUGAGGUGGAUCCCGUGCUGGAUGAGAACAGUGUGGAGACCAGAGCUUCUUCCCAUCGGCCCCCUGGCAGCCCAAGCCACAGCCACUGGGCCAGUAACAGCAUACCUGCUCAGGCUGGAGAGGCCCCUCGGCCACCACCCCCAGUGCUGUCCAGGCAUCAGGGACUUCUGGGCCGGUGUUACCUGAGCACAGUGAAUGGACAGUGUGCUAACCCCCUGGUGGAUCUGACGUCUCAGGAGGACUGCUGUGGCAGUGUGGGGACCUUCUGGGGGGUGGCCUCAUGUGCUCCAUGCCCACCCAGACCAGCCUUCCCAGUAAUAGAAAAUGGCCAGCUGGAGUGUCCCCAAGGGUACAAGAGACUGAACCUCAGCCACUGCCAAGAUAUCAAUGAGUGCCUGACCCUGGGCUUGUGCCAGGACUCGGAGUGUGUGAACACCAGGGGCAGCUACCUGUGUACCUGCAGGCCUGGCCUGAUGCUGGAUCCGUCGAGGAGCCGCUGUGUAUCGGACAAGGCAGUCUCCAUGCACCAGGGACUGUGCUACCGGUCGCUGGGGUCUGGCACCUGCACCCUGCCUUUGAUACAACGGAUCACCAAGCAGAUAUGUUGCUGUAGCCGUGUGGGCAAAGCCUGGGGCAGCAAGUGUGAAAAGUGUCCCCUGCCUGGCACAGAGGCCUUCAGGGAGAUCUGCCCUGCUGGCCAUGGUUACACCUACUCAAGCUCAGACAUCCGCCUGUCCAUGAGGAAAGCCGUGGAAGAGGAACUGGCUAGCCCCUUCAGGGAACAGACACAGAAGAUCAGUGGACCUCUGCCUGGGGCAGCAGAGAGGCAACCACUCCGGGCAGUCACCGACACGUGGAUUGAGGCUGAGACCUUCCCUGACAAAGGUGACUCUCGGGCUCUUCAGAUCACAACCAGUGUUCCCCACCUACCUGCCCGGAUACCAGGGGAUGCCACCAGCAGACCGACACCAUCAUUGCCUGGACAGGGCAUUCCAGAGAGUCCAGAGGAAGAGAAAGUGACUCCCUCCAGUGAUGUCCUGGUGACACAGAGUCCCCCAGGCUUUGAUCCAUGUUUUGCUGGGACCUCCAACGUCUGUGGUCCUGGGACCUGUGUGAACCUCCCCGAUGGAUACCGAUGUAUCUGCAACCCUGGCUACCGGCUCCACCCCAGCCAGGACUACUGCACCGAUGAUAACGAGUGUCUGAGGAACCCCUGCUCAGGAAGAGGACGCUGUGUCAACAGUGUGGGCUCUUACUCCUGCCUUUGCUACCCCGGCUACUCACUGGCCACCCUGGGAGACACGCAGGAGUGCCAAGAUAUAGAUGAGUGUGAGCAGCCCGGGGUGUGCAGUGGUGGGCGAUGCAGCAACACGGAGGGUUCAUACCACUGUGAAUGUGAUCGGGGCUACAUCAUGGUCAGACAAGGAUACUGCCAAGAUAUCAAUGAAUGCCGUCACCCUGGUACCUGCCCUGAUGGGAGAUGCGUCAACUCCCCUGGCUCCUACGCUUGUCUGGCCUGUGAGGAGGGCUACAUAGGCCAGAGUGGGAGCUGUGUAGAUGUGAAUGAGUGUCUGACCCCUGGGAUCUGUGCCCAUGGAAGUUGCAUCAACGUGGAAGGCUCCUUCAGAUGCUCUUGUGAGCCGGGCUACGAGGUCACCCCAGACAAAAAGGGCUGCCGAGAUGUGGAUGAGUGUGCCAGCCGAGCCUCGUGCCCCUCCGGCCUCUGCCUCAACACCGAGGGCUCCUUCACCUGUUCAGCCUGUCAGAGUGGGUACUGGGUGAACGGAGAUGGCACUGCCUGUGAAGACCUGGAUGAGUGUGCCUUCCCUGGAGUCUGCCCUACAGGAGUCUGCACCAACACUGUGGGCUCCUUCUUCUGCAAGGACUGUGAUAAAGGCUACCGGCCCAGUCCCCUGGGCAAUACCUGUGAAGAUGUGGAUGAGUGUGAAGGUCCCCGGGACAGCUGCCUUGGAGGCGAAUGUAAGAACACAGAAGGUUCCUACCAAUGCCUCUGCCCCCAGGGCUUCCAGCUGGCCAAUGGCACCACGUGUGAGGACGUGGACGAGUGUGCGGGGGAGGAGGAGCACUGUGCUCCUCACGGCGAGUGCCUCAACAGCCAAGGGUCCUUCUUCUGCCUCUGUGCACCUGGCUUUGUCAGUGCUGAGGGGGGCACCAGAUGCCAGGAUGUUGAUGAGUGUGCAGCCACAGACCCAUGUCUACGAGGGCAUUGUGUCAACACAGAGGGCUCCUUCAGCUGUCUGUGUGAGCCCGGCUUCCAGCCCUCCCCAGACAGUGGAGAGUGUGUGGAUAUUGAUGAGUGUGAGGAUGAGGAAGACCCAGUGUGUGGAGCCUGGAGGUGUGAGAACAGCCCCGGUUCCUACCGCUGUGUCCUGGGCUGCCAGCCUGGCUUCUACAUGGCCCCGACUGGAGACUGCAUUGACAUAGAUGAAUGCGCCAACGACACUGUGUGUGGGAGCCACGGCUUCUGUGACAAUACGGAUGGCUCCUUCCGCUGCCUGUGUGACCAGGGCUUCGAGACCUCACCCUCAGGCUGGGAAUGUGUUGACGUGAACGAGUGUGAGCUCAUGCUGGCAGUGUGUGGGGCUGCACUCUGUGAGAACGUGGAAGGCUCCUUCCUGUGUCUGUGUGCCAGUGACCUCGAGGAGUAUGACGCACAAGAGGGACACUGCCGUCCUCGGGCGGCUGGAGCUCAGAGAAUCCCAGAGGUCCCAACAGGGGACCCGGCUCCAGGCCUCACCCGCAUGGAAUGCUACUCUGAGCACAAUGGUGGUCCUCCCUGCUCAAGCAUCCUGGGCCGGAACUCCACCCAGGCUGAAUGCUGCUGUACUCAGGGUGCCAGAUGGGGAAAAGCCUGUGACCCUUGCCCAUCCGAGGACUCAGUUGAAUUCGGUGAGCUCUGCCCCAGUGGUCAAGGCUACAUCCCUGUGGAAGGAGCCUGGACAUUUGGACAAACCAUGUACACAGAUGCCGACGAGUGCGCCCUGUUCGGACCUGCUCUCUGCCAGAAGGGCCGGUGCCUCAACACAGUGCCUGGCUACAUUUGCCUGUGCGAUCCUGGCUACCAUUAUGACGCCUCCAGCAGGAAGUGCCAGGGCCACCGUGACCCUGUUCCACCUGUUCCUGACGCCACAGAUCACAAUGAGUGCCAGGACUUGGCCUGUGAGAAUGGAGAGUGUGUGAACACAGACGGCUCCUUCCACUGUUUCUGCAGUCCUCCCCUCGUCCUCGACCUCAGUGGGCAACGCUGUGUGAACAGUACCAGCAGCAGCUCAGAGGACUUCCCUGACCAUGACAUCCACAUGGACAUCUGCUGGAAAAAGGUCACCAAUGACGUGUGCAGCCAACCCUUGCGCGGGCACCAUACUACCUACACAGAAUGCUGCUGCCAGGAUGGCGAGGCCUGGAGCCAGCAGUGUGCUCUGUGCCCCCCUCGGAGCUCUGAAGUCUAUGCUCAGCUGUGCAAUGUGGCUCGGAUUGAGGCAGAGCGGGAAGCAGGGAUCCACUUCCGGCCAGGCUAUGAGUAUGGCCCCGGCCCAGAUGAUCUGCCCUACAAUCUCUAUGGCCCAGAUGGGGCCCCUUUCUACAACUACCUGGGCCCAGAGGACACCGUUCCCGAGUCUCCCUUCUCCAGCACGGCCAGUCAGCUGGGAGGUAACACACCGGUCCUCGAACCUCCUUUGCAGCCGUCUGAACUUGAGCCCCGUUACGUGGCCAGCCAUUCAGAACCACUGGCCUCCUUUGAAGGACUUCAGGCUGAGGAAUGUGGCGUCCUGAAUGGCUGUGAGAAUGGCCGCUGUGUGCGUGUGCGGGAGGGCUACACCUGUGACUGCUUUGAAGGCUUCCAGCUGGAUGCGGCCCACAUGGCCUGCGUGGAUGUGAAUGAGUGCGAGGACUUGAACGGGCCUGCCGCGCUCUGUGCACACGGUCACUGUGAGAACACAGAGGGUUCCUACCGCUGCCACUGCUCCCCAGGUUACGUGGCAGAGCCAGGCCCCCCACACUGUGCGGCCAAGGAGUAAACGUGAGGGAUCACUGUGGGCAGCUAGCUCUCUGGAAAUGGCUUCAGCCGUAGGCUGGGAACUUAAGAUUGCUUCCCUGGCUGGGCAAACAUCGUGGCUGGGAAGACUGCAGGAUGCCAUCAGGCCAGGGCUCUGCAGUCAGGUUGUCGGCCUUGCCUGCUUUUUUUUUUUUAAUCUCUUCCAGCUUAGCUCUGGCUGUGAGCUUCCAUCACAGCCUCUAUGCCAUUGCCUGGCUCAGACACCACAACUAUUUUUAAUGCUUCAGCCACUGGCCAUGAGACACAGCCUACCAUCUGUCUGUCCUCGGGGCCUCACUGUAGGACGGCUCAUCAGAAGAGUCCUCAUCCACUCCGCUUAGGCUGUGCAGAAACUUGCAGGCACCUCUUUCCAGCUGUGAUCCACACCUCGUCCUGAUGAUUCCACACCUGGGACAUCGGCUACCUCUGCCCCGGGAUGGCCCUCCACCAUCUGUGGAGCAAGACAGGGUUUGGAAAAGUUUGGGGGGUGGCUCCAACGCCACCUCUCCGAACUACAACCGCCCAGGCAAUCUGGUGUGAGCUCUUUUGCCACAUCUCCGCCCUGUAGACAGUCUGUGGCCCCAGGAAGGGGACCAGUUUCCCUCAUCUCAGAGGAUGAAGACUUUGUGUAAGAAACACAAAGGAAGAGGGGAAAUGAGCCCGAGAAGCAGCAAGAGAGAGAAAUACAAAAGCCAUGGGGAGCUGACAUGAGAGGAGGAGCCAGGAUUUAUACAGAUCGAAAAACACUGAGUGGCUUUGGGCAAAUUACUCAAAACCACCAUAUAGCCUCUAUGCACCAGUAGUGAGGGUUGCCACAAGACUCGGCACCCAUCUCCAAAGACCUUCAUUAGCUAUUCAUGUUCCCUUCAGGAACCAAAUCUCUUCUGGGCUUUUUGUGAAACCCAAAUUGUUGGGCUUGGUCUUGCCAGAGGAAGCCACGUUUUCAGUGUUGUUGAUCUCCUCUACUCAGAAAGCCUUGCCCUUGUUCCCUGCAGAAAAAAAUGAGUGUCUGGAAUCCUCUCUAGGAGAUGCACUUCCAUCCAGGCUAGCUGGGAGUUCAGGAGCAUGAUGGAAUAAAAUGUUCACCUGGACUCCUCUUGUGCUUGUGUUUCUUUCCUGUUAUGCCAACCUUACCAUGUUGGUUCAGUCUAAAGGUGAGAUUAGAAACGAACCUGCGUGUGCUCUCCAUGUCCAGUUCCACCAGUCCUCGGUGACUGGGCUCCAGUGUGGGAGGUCCGAUACUAUCCUAAGACAAGGCAGACAGACUCGCUGCAUUUCCCUGACUGGCGGUGAUGUAACAAGGCUGCAUGUGACAGAAGACAUGGAGGUGACUGCUACUUCUUAAAUCUGAUCUGCCCUGCCCUGCCUGCUGCUCUGGCCGCCACCCGCCAUGUGACUUAUUGAAUGCCUGCUACACCUGAGCACUGUAACGAGUGUCGUGCAUAGAUUCCAUUUAAUCAUACAACAAUCUCAUUUACUACCUUAUUCCAUAUUUACAGGCAAGAAAACUGAGACCCAGGAAGCUCAAAUAAUUUUCUGUAGGCCAUUAUCCAGUUGAAGUAUCCUCAGCCGACAAAAACCAAUGAAAAUCUUCUUUUGUUCCUAACAGAAGGGCUACUUACAGUGCAGUGAGAGUUGGGGAUUUAGCUAGCUGAUAGAGUGCUCACCUGGGGUGCAUAAGAUCCUGGGGUUCCCUUCCUAACAGCAGGGGAGAGGGGAGAAUAGUGAAGAUACUUUUUAAAGGUAGACUAAGAUCAAGGUUUGCUCAGACUGCGGGUGGCAAGCCUUUGCUGAGACAGACACACUCAUGACAAGUGUUGGAAGUGUGUGUUGUACAACGUCUGAAGAGCACAUUAUGGCAAUGUCUUUCACAGGUAUAACAGGCACAAAGCUAACCCUUUGACCCGGAAAUUCCACUUCUAGGACUUUAACGUUCAGGUAUAUUCUCACCAAAUACGGAAUCACAUACAUGAGAGGUUAUUUAUUAAAGCACUGUUUGUACUAGCAGAAGAUUAGAAACAACUUCUAUGAGAGUCUCAAGGAAGAGAAUAGCAUUCUAAACACCCUGUCCAGAAAGAUAUCCCGAGAGACUGGGGAAGGGGGCUGUAGAACAGUGGGGGAGAUGUGCUGCUAUUUGUCUAAAGAGGGGUGGACCGCUCCCCACCACUCUGCCUCACACCCAUCCUUCAGAGAACGCCCUACCAUUGCCCAAGCAUGCCCUGAUGGCACUGUGCUCUUGCCCUCAGAGUCGGCCACCCCUUGUAUUCCUGUUCAGCCUUUAGACAUUCUAUGUGCACAUACAAAUAUUGCCUUUUAUUAAAAACAGAAAUAACGCAUGGUGCAUGCUGUUCUACAGAGUGCCCCCCCCCCACUUCUUUUUCUUCUUUCUCUCUUUGGAACAGAAUUUUACAAAGUAGGCCAGCUAGCCUAGAACCAAUGAUCCUCUGCUUCCUUUGUGCUGGAACUACAGGUGCGUACCACCACAUCCAGCUACAUUUUUUUUUCUCUACUUGCUCAUACAGAAUUAUCUCAUGCUGCCUAGUGUUGUAGCACACACCUAUAAUGCCUACAUUCAGAAGGCUGAGGCAAGAGGACUGUGAGAGUUAGGACAGCCGGAGCUACAAAACAACAAUCAAUGGUCUCAUUCCAUUUUAUAGCUGCAUACUAUUCUAUGGAAUGGAUAAACCAUAACUUACUCAGCCAGUCCCUCACUGACAGACAAUCCCGUUGCCUACCUUUGUUCAUAAUGCUGUAACGAGCACUGUUGUAUGUGUGUUAUUUCCUAUCUAUGGGGUUAAACUCUUGAAAACACUAUGAUUGAUGGGAGAGUGACAGGGUGGAUAAAUAAAAUACUGAGGUUUUUUUUUCUUUUUCAUUGUAUCGCCCCCUUUAUAAAUUUGUAGAUGUAUUAUCCACUCAAGAAAAAUAAAAUAUUUUUAAAUACA
This is a messenger RNA of Peromyscus maniculatus bairdii (prairie deer mouse), 8809 nucleotides long. It is a transcript of the gene Ltbp2, whose product is annotated as latent transforming growth factor beta binding protein 2. Lineage: Eukaryota; Metazoa; Chordata; Mammalia; Rodentia; Cricetidae. Gene Ontology annotation, molecular function: calcium ion binding. The record is from RefSeq and is a predicted model, not a curated record.